Vidua chalybeata is the source of this 2801-nucleotide messenger RNA. RefSeq names its product Yip1 interacting factor homolog B, membrane trafficking protein (gene YIF1B). Gene Ontology annotation, biological process: endoplasmic reticulum to Golgi vesicle-mediated transport. The transcript is spliced from 8 exons. The record is from RefSeq and is a predicted model, not a curated record. The coding region runs from base 89 to 946 and encodes 285 amino acids. NCBI's taxonomy places the organism in Eukaryota, Metazoa, Chordata, Aves, Passeriformes, Viduidae. Gene Ontology annotation, cellular component: COPII-coated ER to Golgi transport vesicle; endoplasmic reticulum-Golgi intermediate compartment; Golgi membrane.
AUAACUUCCGCCCUCUCCGCCAAUCACAACCUCCCGUUUCCCCCACGUGACUCCCGGUACGGCCGAACCCGGAAGCGCCGCCGCCGCCAUGGACCCCGCCGCUCCCCCCCCAAAGCGCCGCGGGCCCGCUCGCCUGGCCGAUCCGCGGCCUCUUUUCGAGGACACGAGCGCUACCGGCGCCUCACCGGGCCGCGGGUUCGGGGCUCCGCCGCCUUCGGCCUCCUCGGCCUCCUCCUCCUCCUCGGCCGCGGCCUCGGCGGCGUUCGGGCCGCCCGGGGCGUUCCUGGCCGAGCCCGUGACCUCGCUGGCCGCGGCCUACGGGAGCAGCCUGGCCUCGCACGUGGAGGGGAACCUGGGCCGCUGGGUGCCCGUGAGCCGCCUCAAGUAUUACUUUGCCGUGGACACCGUGUACGUGGGCAGGAAACUGAGGCUGCUCGUCUUCCCCUUCGGCCACCCGGACUGGCAGGUCCGGUACCAGCAGGACACCCCGGUCGCCCCCCGCUUCGAUGUCAACGCCCCCGACCUCUACAUCCCGGCCAUGGCCUUCCUCACCUACAUCCUCCUGGCCGGCCUCGCUUUGGGCACCCAAAACAGGUUUUCGCCGGACAGCCUGGGGCUGGUGGCCAGCUCGGCGCUGGCCUGGCUGCUGCUGGAGGUGCUGAGCGUCCUGCUGAGCCUCUACCUGGUCACCGUGAGCACCGACCUGACCCCCAUCGACCUCCUGGCCUUCGCCGGCUACAAAUACGUGGGGAUGAUCGUGGGGCUCGUGGCCGGGCUGCUCCUGGGCAGGGCCGGUUACUACGUGGCCUUGAGCUGGUGCUGUUUGAGCAUUUUUGUGUUCAUGAUCCGGACGCUGAGGCUGAAGCUGCUCUCGGAGGCGGCGGCCGAGGGCGUUUUGGGGCCGAUUUUGGGUGGUUUAAAUGGGAUUUUAAUGGGAAUUUUUUAGGAAUUUUGGGGUUUUUUUGGGGGAUUUUAGGAACCGAGGGGUCGAUCCCAAAAUCCCAAAUCCCAAAUUCUCCCCCAGAUCCGGACGCUGAGGCUGAAGCUGCUCUCGGAGGCGGCGGCCGAGGGCGUUUUGGGGUGGAUUUUGGGCGUUUUAAUGGGAUUUUAAUGGGAAUUUUUUUAGGAAUUUUGGGAUUUUUUUGGGGGAUUUUAGGAACCGAGGGGUCAAUCCCAAAAUCCCAAAUCCCAAAUUCUCCCCCAGAUCCGGACGCUGAGGCUGAAGCUGCUCUCGGAGGUGGCGACCGAGGGCGUUUUGGGGUGGAUUUUGGGCGUUUUAAUGGGAUUUUAAUGGGAAUUUUUUAGGAAUUUUGGGGUUUUUUUGGGGGAUUUAGGAACCGAGGGGUCAAUCCCAAAAUCCCAAAUCCCGAAUUUCCCCAGAUCCGGACGCUGAGGCUGAAGCUGCUCUCGGAGGCGGCGGCCGAGGGCGUUUUGGGGUGGAUUUUGGGGUUUUUAAUGGGAUUUUUGUGGGAAUUUUGGGGAUUUUAGGAACUGAGGGGUCGAUCCCAAAAUCCCAAAUCCCGAAUUUCCCCAGAUCCGGACGCUGAGGCUGAAGCUGCUCUCGGAGGCGGCGGCCGAGGGCGUUUUGGGGUGGAUUUUGGGCGUUUUAAAUGGGAUUUUAAUGGGAAUUUUUUAGGAAUUUUGGGGAUUUUAGGAACCGAGGGGUCGAUCCCAAAAUCCCAAAUCCCGAAUUUCCCCAGAUCCGGACGCUGAGGCUGAAGCUGCUCUCGGAGGCGGCGGCCGAGGGCGUUUUGGGGUGGAUUUUGGGGUUUUUAAUGGGAAUUUAAUGGGAAUUUUGUGGGAAUUUUGGGAUUUUUUUGGGAUCUAAGGAGCUGAGGAGCUGGAAAAGUCUCAAUCCCAAAAUCCCAAAUCCCGAAUUUCCCCAGAUCCGGACGCUGAGGCUGAAGCUGCUCUCGGAGGCGGCGGCCGAGGGCGUUUUGGGGUGGAUUUUGGGGUUUUUAAUGGGAUUUUUGUGGGAAUUUUGGGGAUUUUAGGAACUGAGGGGUCGAUCCCAAAAUCCCAAAUCCCGAAUUUCCCCAGAUCCGGACGCUGAGGCUGAAGCUGCUCUCGGAGGCGGCGGCCGAGGGCGUUUUGGGGUGGAUUUUGGGGUUUUUAAUGGGAUUUUUGUGGGAAUUUUGGGGAUUUUAGGAACUGAGGGGUCGAUCCCAAAAUCCCAAAUCCCGAAUUUCCCCAGAUCCGGACGCUGAGGCUGAAGCUGCUGUCGGAGGCGGCGGCCGAGGGCGUUUUGGGGUGGAUUUUGGGGUUUUUAAUGGGAAUUUUUUAGGAAUUUUGGGGUUUUUUUUGGGGGAUUUUAGGAACCGAGGGGUCGAUCCCAAAAUCCCAAAUCCCGAAUUUCCCCAGAUCCGGACGCUGAGGCUGAAGCUGCUGUCGGAGGCGGCAGCCGAGGGUGUUUUGGGGUGGAUUUUGGGUGGUUUAAAUGGGAUUUUAAUGGGAAUUUUUUAGGAAUUUUGGGGAUUUUAGGAACCGAGGGGUCGAUCCCAAAAUCCCAAAUCCCGAAUUUCCCCAGAUCCGGACGCUGAGGCUGAAGCUGCUCUCGGAGGCGGCGGCCGAGGGCGUUUUGGUGCGGGGGGCCAAGAACCAGCUGCGGAUGUACCUGACCAUGGCCAUCGCCGCCGCCCAGCCCCUCUUCAUGUACUGGCUCACCUUCCACCUGCUCCGCUGAGCCCCGGUCCCGCCCGGAAUUCCCAAAAAAAAUCCUGGAAAAAUUCCUGGAAUUUCAGAGUUUCACCCCAAAAAAUCCCCGUUAUUUUUAGUGGUUUCAAUAAAUGGAAUUUGAAGGA